This is a messenger RNA of Xenopus tropicalis (tropical clawed frog), 4476 nucleotides long. Its product is annotated as transmembrane protein 131-like. Bases 2934 to 4391 code for a protein of 485 amino acids. The record is from RefSeq and is a predicted model, not a curated record. NCBI's taxonomy places the organism in Eukaryota, Metazoa, Chordata, Amphibia, Anura, Pipidae. The transcript is spliced from 6 exons.
CACCGGCCCUCCCCUGCUUGGCCCUGCCACCGGCCCUCUCCACCUUGGGCCCUGCCACCGGCCCUCCUCUCCUGGGCCUGCCACCGGCCCUCUCCAUCUUGGGCCCUUCCACCAGCCCUCACCAUGUUGGGCCCUGCCACCGGCCCUCUCUAUCUUCGGCCCUUCCACCGGCCCUCUCCAUCUUUGGCCCUGCCACCGGCCCUCCCCAUCUUGGGCCCUUCCACCAGCCCUCACAAUCUUGGGCCCUGCCACCGGCCCUCUCUAUCUUUGGCCCUUCCACCGGCCCUCUCCAUCUUGGGCCCUGCCACCGGCCCUCUCCAUCUUUGGCCCUUCCACUGGCCCUCUCCAUCUUGGGCCCUUCCACCGGCCCUCUUUACCUUGGGCCCUGCCACCUGCCCUGUUUUACAGGCCAGCACCAUCACUCACUCACUUCAGUCACUCACCAAUGGCUGUUUCACUGUUAGUGGGUAGCACUUAGUAUUGUACUGGGGGCAGAGAUGCUAGGUGACCAAUAGGGCGUGUGAUGGAGCCUGUGGUACAUGAUGAAUCUAUGAGAUGAUUUCAUCUCUCCUGCUGAUGCCACAAGCUUUAUAGUUACUGGCACCUCAGCAACUCACCUUUCGGUGCAAUUACAUAGGCUGCCUGCAUCAUUUCUGAGCCAUUUCUUUCUUUUCUUUUACUUUUGGCCUGGUUUGUGCUUUUAUGACUUUUUUGUGGGUGAAUCAACAUAAUUGUGGUGCAGCUUUUGUAUUUGGUGUCAUGAUGUAAAAAAAAUAAGCCACAAAUGUAUUGCAUCUCAUUCUAUCUAGGAGAAGUUGCAAAUAUUCUGCAGGUUUUGUUAUUCUCUAGGAUUUUGGUAAAAAUCAGACCAAAUGUCUUUUUCCUUUCUUCCAUGCCAAAACGCGGACUUUUACGAGGAAUUGCAUCCAGAAUUCUGCAUACAGUAAAGCAAGGAUAGCGCCUCUAAAUGCCAAAAGAAUGUCGUUAUCCGAGAAACAAUGGCGCCUCUGGACACCGUGUGCAGACCUGGAGCAAAUAAGCAGCCUCACAUUCCAGUUGUGCAAGUAGAAAGCCAUGGAUUCAAGCCUAAGGAACCACUUGCACAAUGAAUCACACACAAACCUACUGAUCUGACUUUCCAAAUCCCACAGACAGGAAUGGGAAAUUACUUGUUUCUCCUCAUUUUCUGUGUUUAUUUCUUUUUUCCAUUUUGAUCUAAUCAUUGUUUAACUAUUGAUUCCCUUUUCCUGUAAAACUUUUAUAAAUGAAUAAAAAAAUGAAAAAGAAAAGGAAAGGUAUCUGAGUUCUUACUGACAGUUAUGGCCCAGCUAAUAACCUGGAGUUUGUUCCUAGAAAUAGUAAAUUUGUGGGAGGAUAUUAGUUACAUGUUAUAGUUAUAUAGUUAUAUUGGGCAAAGCCAGCGACAUGUUUAGCUAUUUCACUGAGGUGUAAUAUUCUAUAUUCAGAGGAGCACAGACUGGGAACUGGUGGCAGGGCUUGGAACUAGGAGUAGGCAGAACAGGCAGCUGCCAGGGAGGGAGCAAGUACCUCUUGGCCCGGUUGGUUCCCUUGGUGCAGUAGCUACAGGUAACCAUGUAGAAAAAAUGAACUUGUACUGUGCUAUUUGUAAAGUGAUGCUCGUAAUAUUUCAUGGGGGUCACAGUGCAAAGGGGUGCUGAUUUUAGGCAUUGAUUGUCAUUACUAUAGAAUUUUGCUUAGUAGAAUGGAGUUACAUUGCUAUAACAGAGCUCCAGACACUAAUAGACAUCUUUCCACACUGCAGCUUGGUAUUAUCACGAGUCAGAACUUUUCUUUUAUGGCCAGAGGAACUGCUUGAGGAAACAAUAGCAGCACGCACCUUUACUGCAAUUGAAACAUUUUAUAUCAUGGAAAUUAAAUGGAUGCAAAUAUUGUGGGUAUUGUCUCCAUUUAUUAAUGGUACUUGUGCCCUAGCACAAUCCUGCAACUUGCAUAUAGUGGCACUACCCUGAACAUAAUGGUAAUUAUAGUGCUCCCACAAACAGGCAUAGCUGCCAUCAGAAACUUUAGGGCCCUGUACAAGUUAUUUAUAUGGGGCCCCAUGAACAGAAGCACGCAGUACCAACAUUAUGGUCACGCUCCUUGUGCAAUAUAAACAGCUGAUGUUACUCUAUAAUAAGCAGUUCAUAUAAAGUUUUCCAUUGAAUAAUGUGCUAAGGCUAAUGCGUAUGGUGUAUAUUUUCAGCAAGCCGAAAAAACGAUUGGCGAGAAUAUAAACCAUACGCUUUUACCUGUGGCUGCACCCAAAUGAAUGGAAUACACUGAAAUCCGCAUAAAAAUGUGAGAAAAUGCAAAGUCUCACUUUUUUUGUGGAUUUCGGCUACAUGUGCCUGCACUGAAGCAUAUUCCAUUCAUUCGGGUUCAGGCACAGGUAGGAGCGUAUGGCACAUAUUCUCAGCAUUUCUCAGCUUGCUGAAAAUAUGCGACAUACGCAAUGUGUGGCAUGAGCCUAAGAAACCUAUUAUUGGGGUUCAGUGGAUUUUGCCCUAAAAUUAACCUGCUCCUGCUCUGUGCUGUCAUUGCUUGAUAUGAAAGAUAGGUAAGUUUUUGCAUAAGUUACAUAAACUGCAGAAGUUUAGGGGCCCAAUGAUAUUGAUUUAAAAAGGAUUUUAAGACAUUUACUGCAGUCCCAUUUAGUUCAGUCCUAUCUUAUUUGUAGUAUGAAUGCACUUUAUCCUUUCUGCCUUCUGUGAUACCCAUAAAGGGAAUGGCAAUAUAGCACUGUUUACAUCUUGAAUCAUUUUAAAAUUAUCUUUUUCUUUCCAUACUUCCUUGCUGUGUGGUCCAUCUAUUACCUGUACCAGGAAGGGAAAUGUCUCCAGUACACUUAAUGAUCUUUACUGUUUUGCAUGUAUUUGAUUUCAGAUAAUUAAAAUUGACUUUUUUCCCAUCUUAUGUAUUUUGUAGAGCUAAAGGAAAGCAAGCAGAUCUUAUCAAUCACAAAGGUUUUCAGAGUUGAGAAGAUUGGUUCCCUGCCCAUAACCAUACGGUCUAUGAAAAUUAAUGGUUACAGCUGCCAAGGCUUUGGUUUUGAAGUGCUGGACUGCCAUGCCUUUUCUCUCAACCAAAACUCAUCUAGAGAAAUUAGUAUUGUGUUCAUUGCAGAUUUCACAUCUUCGUGGGUCAUUCGUGAGUUGACUCUUGUGAGUGCUUCCAAUCUAGAGUUUCGUUUUACACUUAACGUGACUCUGCCUCACCAUUUGCUCCCACUGUGUGCAGACGGUGUUCCAGACCCAAGCUGGGAAAAUUCUUUCUGGAAGGUUACUGUGAUGUGUGUCAGGGGAAGUUGCAAGAAUUACACAGAUUCCUUUAGCUCCCCUGAUAGAGGAAAAGGAAGAGGGUGUCUGACUGUCACAGCACCCCAGAACAGAAGCCAGAAUGCAUCCAAGAGGGGUCGUGCACCGUACAGCCACUCUCAGAAGAAGCACAAGUGCUCGGUGCACUACAGUGUAAAGCAAAAAUCCUCAAGCAGCACAGCAAGCAGUGUUGCCACAUUGUGUGAUGCAAGUGAACAGCAAACCUCAGAUAUGCCCUCUGCUACCCCAAAGGACUCUGAUUGUAAUGAGAUCCUGAACCUUAAUUCUACAGAAUCCAGAGAUACGGAUAAUGAAAGGCACUUAUCCAGCCCAGACAGCAAUCUGGGCAAAGAGGAACCUGCAAAGCAAGAUCCUCACCUCCAACAAAGGACUGCUAAUGAAAGCCCUUUGAAGGAAAAGCCUGUUCUAUGUAUGUUUCCUGUGGAAACAAAUUUGAAAACAUCAGAGAGUCUAUCUGAGCCCAAACUGCAGCCGGACUUCUGUGAUCUUCCUGUGCCUAGUAAAAUGUCUGUAAGUCACCUGUCAAAGAAUCUGUCAAAUCCACAGAUGGAAUCUCAGACUGUUUCUAAGAAGAAUGAGGGGAACAGGCAGCAGACACCCCCUACCUCACACAGAGAGGUCUUGGAAUCUACAAGAAAACAAGCAGCAAAAGAUGCUUCUAAUGAGGAGAUUUCCCGUAGCACUUCCAGGGAGGAGAAACUUUGUGGGCGAAAUGAUGCACUUGCAGCAAUUAAGCACGAAGAGCCACUUAGGGAAAAAAGCCCCAUCGACGAGAGGGAUGGGAUUUUCCAAAAUGAAAAUUGGAAUAAAAACAGAUCUUCUGCCAGAAAAAAAGAAAAAGAGAAACAGCUUUUUUCCUGCAAGGUGCCUCCUUCACCCACUCCUUUCAAACGGAUAAGCUUUUGUUUCCUUGAUUUUUAUUGCAUGACAACUUGGCCUCACUCGUCUUGUGACUUUUUACAUUUAGUCGUGGCCUUGCUUGAAUAUAAUCUAUUGCUUGUUUUGUCACCCUCCCAUCCUACGUUUUUCAGAUGAUGAAAGUCCUGUUUAUUGUGGGAAAAGGUCUAAUAACUGAAUCCGAAUAUAAAAUAUUACGUAAUUAAAGCAAAUGUUAUUGUAA